GAGGGCACGCGCAUCAACAUCGACCAGCAGCUCGCGCGGUUCAAGGCGUCGGACGAGGUCGAGAUCGCGUUUCCGCCCGAUCUGAACAACCACGACCGCGCGGUCGUGCACUCCGAGGCCAAGAAGCUCGGGCUGAAGUCGAAGUCGCACGGGAAAGGCGACGAGCGCCGCGUGCACGUCACGAAGCCGAAAGAGUUCAAGCCGGAGGACCACGAGGUGCGGGGCCGCGCGCGAACGCGAACGCGAGAGCUCGAGAUCGCCGCGAGCGGAUCCCUGGACGCGGCGUGGGACGACGAAGACCGCGGCGCAGCGGGCGCGAGCGGCGGCCACGGCGGCAAACGCGCCAAGACCGCGCCGCCGCUGCUCAUGCGCCCGCACGGCGCGGUGACGCCGGAGAUGGCGACGGCGUGCGCGGCGGCGCUCGCGACGCGCGUCGCGACGGACCGCGAUUUGGCGGAGAUUCAGAGGAAGCGCGCGGCGUUGCCGGUGGACGCGUUCAAGGCUGAGAUUUUGUCCGCGUGCGCGUCCCAUCAAGUCGUGCUCAUCGCCGGCGCGACGGGGUGCGGGAAGACGACGCAGGUGCCGCAGUAUCUCAUCGACGACGCGUGGCAGCGCGGCGUCGGCGCGGCGAUCAUGUGCACGCAGCCGAGACGCAUAUCCGCGAUCACGGUGGCGGAACGCGUCGCCGCGGAGCGCGGGGAACAGAUCGGGAAAGGGUCCGUGGGGUACCAAAUCCGUCUGGAGAACAAGGCGUGCGCGGACACCGCGCUGUUGUUCUGCACGAACGGCGUGUUACUCCGACGGCUGACGUCGCCCGGGGCGGAUAAGAUGCUCGCUUCGCUGUCGCACAUCGUCAUCGACGAGCUGCACGAGCGCGAUUUAUUCGCGGACUUUCUCACGAUCGUUUUGCGAUCCGCGAUGGCGCGGCACCCGCACCUUCGCCUGGUUUUAAUGUCCGCGACGGUCAGGGAGAGCUUAUUCAGCGAGUACUUCGGCGGGUGCCCGGUAAUUCGCGUCCCCGGGUACACGCAUCCGGUCGCGGACUACCACCUCGAGGACAUCUUAGACCGCGUCGGGUACGGCGGCGCGAGCGGCGGCGGGCUGACGCGAACGGCCACCGCGGACCCGGACUCCCCCGAGGGCAAAGCGAUGCAAGCCGCGGUGAUGCACGCGUUUCUCGAAGGCAGCGACGACGCGUUCGACGCGCUCAUGUGCACGAUACGAGGCGUCGGCGGCGGCGGCGUCACCGUCGGCGAGACCGCGCUCGUGGGCGUCGCGCACGAGCAGACGGGCGCGACGGCGUUGAUGGCGGCGGCGGGGAAAGGGAGGCACGUCGAAGUCGGGCAACUGCUCGGCUGCGGCGCGGACCCGACGCAGCGGUCGCGCGACGGAAGCAGCUCCGCGGACUGGGCGCGGCGGUUCGGACACGACGACAUCGCGGCGACGCUGGACCAAGCGCAGGCGGAGCUCGAACGCCUCGCGCAUUUUCAAGACUCCGCCAUCGCGCUGUCGCGGUAUCAGCUCGACGCGGACCCGGACGAGGUGGACUUACAGCUCGCGCAGGAGUUGAUCCACUGGAUCGUGCGGCGCAGAGCCGCGGACGUCGCCGCGGAGCAAGGCGGCGGCGGCCCCGAUGGCGCGAUCCUCGUCUUCCUCCCCGGGUGGUUCGAGAUCUCGCAGCUGCGGGAUAACCUCGCGGCGGAUUCGCGGUUCGGACGAGACGUCCUCGUGCUCCCCCUGCACAGCAUGGUGCCGCCCGCGGAGCAGAAGAAGGUGUUUCAGCGUCCGCCGCGUGGCGUGAAGAAGGUUGUCCUCGCGACGAACAUCGCGGAGACGGCGGUGACGAUCGACGACGUCGUCUUCGUGAUUGACUCUGGGAGGUUGAAAGAGAAGAGCUACGACGCGCACACGGGCGUGAGCACGUUGCAGUCCGCGUGGAUCUCCCGAGCGAGCGCGCAACAACGACGCGGCCGCGCCGGUCGCGUGCGACCGGGGGAGUGCUACAGGCUGUACUCCUCCGCGCGGCUCGCCGCGUUCGCGGACUUCCAGCUCCCGGAGAUGCAGCGCUCGCCGCUGGAGGAGCUUUGUCUGCAAGUGCGAAUGCUCGCGGAGGCGUCGAGCCUCGGCGGCGAGCUCGGCGGCGGCGCCGCCGCGGUCGGCGCCGGCGCCGGGUCCACCGCGAACUUUUUACUGCAAGCCGUGGAGCCGCCGAUUCCGCAGGCAAUCGCGCACGCGGUGACGCUUCUCCAGGACAUCGGCGCGUUGAAAGAGGACGAGGGGCUGACGCGUUUGGGGCGCCACCUCGGAGAGAUGCCCGUGCACCCGCGCGUGGGUAAGAUGCUCCUGUACGCGACGUUAUUGGGGGUGUUGGAUCCCGUGCUCACCGUCGCGUGCGCGGCGGCGUAUCGGUCGCCCUUCGUGAUGGCGAUGGACGGAAACAGAGAAGCCGGGAAACUCGCGCGGCAGGGGUUCUCGAACGAAGCCGGCGGCGCGUCGGACCACCUCGCGGUCUCGCGCGCGUUCGCGGGAUGGGAGACGUCGCGCGCGAAUGGCGGGAGCUCCGGGGAGAGAGCGUUCAACCAGCGCAAUUCCUUGAGCGGCGCGACGUUGAACAUGCUCAGAGGGAUGCGAUCUCAGCUGCUCACCGCGCUGAGCGGACGCGGGUUGAUUCACGACUUGCGCGGCGCGAGCGCGAACGCGGGCGCGGGGUCGCUCGUCCGCGCGGUCCUCGCCGUGGGGAUGUACCCGCUCGUCGGGCGCCUGCUCGUCCCCGGCGUCGGCGCGAACAACGCCGGCGGGGGGCGAACGCCGACGCUCGCGACGUUGCGAGGCGAAAAGGUGAAGAUUCACCCGCACAGCGUCAACGCGAAGCUUCACGACGCCGCGCGCUCGAGCGGCGUCGCGGAUAAAGGCCCGACGCUCGUGUGCUUCGACGACGUCACGCGAGGCGAAGCGCAGUUAUACGUGCGAGAGUGCACGGCGGUCAGCGCGGCGUCGCUCGUGCUCGUCGCGAGCUCGCUCACCGUGGAGGCGUUGCCGCCGGCGCGGCUUCCGCCGCACGAUCCGGAGGACGCGGCGGCGGCGGCGGAGGCGAUGAUGGAGAGAGACCUCGCGCAGGCGGCGCAGGACGCCGCGAACGAGGCCGUGCUCGUGUGCGACGACUGGCUCAAGUUCCGCGUUCCGCUUCCGGUGCUGUCCCAGCUCGCGUGUUUGAGGAUACGCCUCGCGCGCGCGUUCGCGGCGAAAGUGCAGCGACCGGCGGAUGCGCUCGCGCCGGAUUUGGCCGAGGCGUUGAGAGCGACCGCGACGUUGCUCGCGCACGACGGCGGCGCC
Molecule: messenger RNA, 3333 nt
Organism: Micromonas pusilla CCMP1545
Lineage: Eukaryota; Viridiplantae; Chlorophyta; Mamiellophyceae; Mamiellales; Mamiellaceae
Exons: 2
Cellular component (GO): intracellular anatomical structure
Molecular function (GO): helicase activity; ATP binding; RNA binding
Source: RefSeq, a predicted model, not a curated record